Messenger RNA from Mytilinidion resinicola, 5355 nucleotides. Its product is annotated as DNA-directed RNA polymeras-like protein I subunit. The transcript has 4 exons. NCBI's taxonomy places the organism in Eukaryota, Fungi, Ascomycota, Dothideomycetes, Mytilinidiales, Mytilinidiaceae. The record is from RefSeq and is a predicted model, not a curated record. Gene Ontology annotation, cellular component: RNA polymerase I complex. Gene Ontology annotation, molecular function: DNA-directed RNA polymerase activity; DNA binding. Gene Ontology annotation, biological process: DNA-templated transcription. The coding region runs from base 53 to 5209 and encodes 1718 amino acids.
CUCACGCACCUGUCGCACGGAGCACAGAACCAGAGGUCCGUUCACUAUCACCAUGAACACCUCACAGCCAGUGUCGUCAGCAAUUUCUGGCGUCGAAUUUGGCUUCCUCUCACCAGACGACAUCCGCGCGUUAUCCGUGAAACGAAUUACGAACCCGACGACUUUCGAUACCCUUCUACAUCCAGUACCCGGUGGGCUGUAUGAUUCUGCCCUGGGGGUGUUUGCUGAUAAUCCAUGCUCAACAUGUAAACUCGGAUUUGGUUGUCCUGGACACUGCGGCCAUAUUGAGCUACCCUUACCAGUCUACCACAUCACGUUUAUGGACCAAUGCCUACGGCUCCUCAGGGCGAAAUGCGUUUACUGCCACCACCUAAGGAUACCUCAAACGAAAGUCAACCUGUACAUAUCGAAGCUCCGCUUAAUCACUCACGGUCUCCUUGAACAAGCUGAAGAUAUUGAUCAGAAAAUCUCGGGUGAUAGCAAACGGAAGAAGGCGACUGGUGCUAGGGAUAGCUCAAACGACGAGGAUGAAGACGAAGACGCGAAUGAGCUGAUCGCAAAGCGAGACACCUAUGUGAACAAAACGAUCAAGAAAGCUGGCAUUCAGAAGAAUAGUGAUUGGUCUAUGGAGAAAACGGAAGCAGUUGGCGAUGCACGUCGCGCCGUUGUGAAGGACCUCUAUACGGAGAUGGUCCUAGGCAAGAAUUGCAAAAACUGCAAAGGGCAAGUAGUAAAUCCACAGUACCGAAAAGACAAAUCCGUAAAGAUUUUCCGGAAACCGAUCAAUUCCAAGGACCGUGCGAACAUGAUUAAUGCCGGAAAGCGUGUAGAGAAUCCUAUACUGAUAAUGCAGAAGAAACAGAAGAUCGUCACAAAAAGCAAAGCCAACCGCGUUCAUGCGGACGAAGGUGUUGCAGAUCUGAGUGCAGAUUCUAAUGAGGACGAAGACGAGGACGAGGAGAUGAUAGACUUGGAACAGGAUAACGAAACUUUCAUCGCGGAAGAGACCAUGACAGCUGCGCCAACAAGGAAGGGCGCGGUCGAAUACGCCAAGCAGGAAUAUAUGAAUCCUUCCGAGGUCCUCGCCGCCAUGAGACUUUUGUUUGAGAAAGAGGCGGAGCUUCUUGGACUAGUGUACAGUCCUCAGUCACAUUCAUAUUCCCCAAGCAUCAGUGCCGAUAUGUUCUUUAUGCACAACAUCCUUGUUCCUCCCAACAAGUACCGCCCAGAAGCAAAGGCAGGCGGGUCGAUAGCAGAGAACCCGAAAAAUAGCACCUACAAGAACGUUCUCACUGCAUCUGACCUAUUGCGCCAAAUAAACAACGAGCUGGGCGGUCAGGACAGAGAAGGAGGCUACAGGAAACGAGAUUUCAACGAUCUACAGGAUGCCUGGGUAAGUUUGCAGCAGGCGGUGAACUCCAUCGUGGACAAAGACAGCAACCCCCUUCAAGGCGCAGCCGGCAAAAUGAACGCGGAUGGUGUUAAACAGACGCUUGAGAAGAAAGAGGGCCUCUUUCGAAAGAACAUGAUGGGCAAGCGUGUCAAUUUCGCUGCUCGCAGUGUUAUUUCCCCCGACCCAAACAUCGAGACGAACGAAAUCGGCGUACCCCCAGUGUUCGCCAGGAAAUUGACUUAUCCAGAGCCGGUUACAAAUCACAACUUCUACGACCUGAAGGAAGCUGUUCUCAAUGGUCCUGAUAAGUGGCCUGGGGCUGUCGCGAUCGAGAACGAAUUUGGCCAGGUCAUCAAUUUGAAGAAGAAGAAUAUCGAAGAACGUCAAGCGCUCGCCAAUCAGCUUCUUGCCCCUUCGAACACAAGCGUCAACGGUGCGAUCAACAAGAAGGUACAUCGACAUCUCAAUAACGGAGAUGUUGUGAUCAUGAACCGCCAGCCGACAUUGCACAAGCCGUCAAUGAUGGCACAUAGAGCUAGGGUACUACCGGGAGAGAAGACCAUCCGUAUGCAUUACGCCAACUGUAACACCUACAAUGCCGAUUUCGAUGGAGACGAAAUGAACAUGCACUUUCCCCAAAAUGAGCUUGCUAGGGCAGAAGCAGCCACGAUUGCAGAUACAGAUCAUCAGUAUCUGUCAGCCACUGCUGGAAAACCCCUGCGAGGUCUAAUUCAGGAUCACAUUUCGAUGGGAGUGUGGCUUACAAAUCGAGAUACGUUCUUCAAUCGAGAGGAUUAUCAGCAACUGCUCUAUGCGUGUCUCCGGCCAGAAGACAGCCACACGACAUCUGGCUCUUUGGUCACCAUCACUCCUGCAAUCAUCAAGCCUCGGCCAAUGUGGACCGGCAAGCAAGUCAUUACUACCGUGCUACGAAAUAUCAAGCCUACUACUCAUCCAGGCUUGACAUUGACAUCGAAAUCUCAAACCAAGGCGAGCCUGUGGGGAGACAAAAAGCACGAAGAGCAGGAUGUGAUUUUCCAUGACGGUGACCUGCUCUGUGGAAUAUUGGACAAGAGUCAGAUCGGACCGAGCCCAGGAGGUUUCGUCAAUGCCAUCUAUGAGGCAUAUGGUCACACCGUCGCCGGAAGAUUGCUCAGUGUCCUUGGUCGAUUACUCACCAAGCUACUGCACAUGCGAGCAUUUUCUUGCGGUGUUGAAGAUCUGAUUCUCACUUCCGAGGGAGAGCAAAAACGGAGGGAAGAGUUGAAGGGAGUGGAUUCAGUCGGUCUCAAGGUUGCAGCCAAGUAUGUGUCGUUAGAUGCGGACAAAAUCAACCCCAAUGACCCCGAACUGCGAAGGAGACUGGAGCAAGUACUUCGGGAUUCUUCAAAACAGGAUGGUCUCGACGUGCUUACCAACGGUCAAACCAAAGACAUUUCCUCUAAUGUAACGACCGCAUGUCUUCCCGAUCGACUGAUUAAACCUUUCCCGAAGAACCAGAUGCAGACCAUGACAGGUUCUGGUGCGAAGGGUAGUUUGGUGAACGCUAAUCAGAUCUCAUGUAAUCUUGGACAGCAGGUUCUCGAAGGCAAGCGCGUUCCGAUUAUGGUCAGCGGCAAGUCAUUGCCUUGCUUCAAGCCUUUCGACUCAAACGUACGGGCAGGUGGUUAUAUCACGGACCGAUUUUUGACCGGAGUCCGACCGCAGGAGUACUACUUCCAUGCUAUGGCGGGACGCGAAGGUUUGAUUGAUACUGCCGUCAAAACCUCGCGCUCCGGCUACCUACAGCGAUGUAUCGUGAAGGGUAUGGAAGGCCUCAAAGUUGAAUACGAUACCUCUGUCCGUGACGCAGAUGGAAGCAUGGUCCAGUUCCUCUACGGCGAAGAUGGUCUUGACACCACAAAGCAGAAAUAUCUCAACGAUUUCAAAUUCCAGGCGGAGAAUUUUUGGUCUUUAAUUCAAACCUUGAACAUGGAAGAGGCAUUUGGCAAGAUCCAGAGUGAGGAGGCGACGGAGUGGACAAAAGCAGCGUACAAGAGAUAUCGAAAGACCGGCGACCUAGCAGCCAUGGAUCCAGCAAUUUCUAGGUUUUCUCCUACGCGGCAUUGCGGUAGUACCUCGGAGCAAUUCUACGCUGCCCGUAAAAAGUACUGCGAUGAUAAUCCAGACAGUCUCCUCAAGAAGAAGAGGAAAGACCCUGGAGACAAAGUGGUCCGGAAGAAUUUCGAGGCUGCUCUAGACGUCAAAUACCUCAAAUCUGUCGUCGAGCCAGGUGAGGCUGUCGGCGUCGUGGCCGGACAGUCUAUUGGGGAGCCAUCGACGCAGAUGACUCUGAACACUUUCCAUUUAGCUGGACAUUCGGCGAAGAACGUCACACUCGGCAUUCCUCGUCUGCGAGAAAUUGUUAUGACUGCCAGCGCCAAUAUUUCUACCCCUUCGAUGAAUCUCUACCCGCACCCUGAGAUACCCAAGGAACAUGCGGAAACCUUUACCAAGAGCAUUAGUCGAUUGCCAUUAUCGGCAGUCGUUGACAAGGCGACCGUAACGGAAAGCUUAGGCACGGGCACCGCAUACCAGGAAGCCAAAAUAUACAAGAUUCGGCUAGACUUCUAUCCGCCGGAGGAAUAUUGUAGCGAAUAUGCCAUUAAACAGAAAGACGUGGAGGAUUCGCUGGAAUUGAAAUUCAUCCCUCGUCUUCAAAAGCUGAUUCGGGUAGAACUCAAGAAGAAGGGUCUAGAAAAGGCUUUCAAGUCCAGCUCGCGGGUCAAAUCCGACGCUCUCCCCUCCGUAGGCGACUCAGCGCGUGCGGCUGCGAAUGCAGGGGCCGACGAAGAGGAAGUGGAGCAGGGUGAUCCUAUCCGAGAAGGCGGAGACGAAGACGCUGAGAGCGAUGGCGACGAUGAUGACGAUGCGACUGGCACCAAGCAGCGUGGAAGAAGAGAAGAUAGCGUGGAGUUCGAUGGACCCGAUGAAGAGGAAGAAGCAGUCAGAGCACAAGCUGUAAGAGAGGAAUCUCCAGAGGAGGAUGAGACCUAUGGCGGCAGCCCGCGAACCUCGCCGGUGCCCGAAGGAUCUGAAUCAGAAAGUGAUACCGAGGACGAAUCUCGCCCUGCCGGUUCAGCUGCUGCUCGCGGCGACCGCAUCAUGCACGCUUAUACCGACGUCUCCAACACCAAAUUUGAUAAGCACGGAAAGUGGUGCGAAAUCACCUUUGAAUACUCAGCUUCGACAGCCAAACUCCUCAUGCUUCAUCUUGUCGAAGACGCCUGCAACUUCGCGACUAUACAGGUCAUUCCUGGAAUAGCCAAUUGUCUCCUGUCAAAGGAGGACGGCCCAAUAGACCCGUCUACGGGCAAGCCAACAGAAAUCCCAGUCGUUGUGACCGAGGGAGAAAACAUGGUUGCCAUGCGAGAUUACCAGCAUAUCAUCGACCCCAACCGCCUCUUCACCAACGAUAUUGCCGCCAUGCUGCGACUGUAUGGAGUCGAGGCCUGCCGCGCGAGCAUCGUUCGUGAAAUGCACGCCGUCUUCCACGGUCACGGCAUCAGCGUCGAUCGUCGCCAUCUUACCCUCGUCGCUGACACCAUGACGAGGGGAGGUGGGUUCAUGCCAUUCAGCCGGCUUGGAAUGAAGGGCAAUAUGAGUCCGUUCAUGAAGAUGAGCUUUGAGACGACACUGGGCUUUUUGAGGGACGCAGUGCUCGAGCAAGACUGGGAUGAUCUGCGAAAUCCAAGCGCCCGAAUUGUGGUGGGCAAGCUUAGUGGUGUAGGGACUGGAUGCUUCGAUGUCAUGGUGCCAGUAUCGUCAGGUGUUUAGGGAAAGUUGAUUGCAUAAUGUCGGCGUUGGUCUGGGACAAUGGCGCACAUGUAUAAUUUCUGGAGGUUAAGGGAAAGGGGUACGUAAAUUAGCUCUUGUUUGCUAACUUUGACGGUCGACCAAUGUCAUCCCCGUUUCUUCUCAUC